Onychostoma macrolepis is the source of this 2309-nucleotide messenger RNA. It is a transcript of the gene p4htma, whose product is annotated as prolyl 4-hydroxylase, transmembrane a. The record is from RefSeq and is a predicted model, not a curated record. Gene Ontology annotation, molecular function: iron ion binding; procollagen-proline 4-dioxygenase activity; L-ascorbic acid binding. Gene Ontology annotation, biological process: peptidyl-proline hydroxylation to 4-hydroxy-L-proline. The transcript is spliced from 9 exons. Bases 422 to 1867 code for a protein of 481 amino acids. NCBI's taxonomy places the organism in Eukaryota, Metazoa, Chordata, Actinopteri, Cypriniformes, Cyprinidae. Gene Ontology annotation, cellular component: endoplasmic reticulum.
UUGUAGCUUAGCGUCGGUUGCUUCGCGUCGCUUGUAGGGCAAAUGACAGACGAAUAUAAACGCUGUUCUUAUUUUCCUUCUUCGUUUAUAAAGGAAUCGUGCGUUUUCCCCGCUUUUAUUGGUAUAAUUAAUCUGUUAUGUGUAUGACUGGUCAGAUUUGAUCGCCCACUGGAUUAUACGAGCGCUGUGAAGCAGCUGACAUCUUCCUAAAUCUGAAGACAUUCCUGCACAGAUCCUUAUCUCCGCACACGGUGACCGUUUUAAUAAACGAGUGGCCAAUACCUGCAUCUGAACCGCUAUGUAGGCGUGUGUUAGCUCGGGGCUGUGAUGUCUGUGAGCAGCUGUCAAAGCAGGUAACCUCCGCUGGCUGUGAAUGAGAGGUUAGAUCAGGGCAAUGCUUGGCGGGGCAGUGAUUUAGGAGAUGGAUGAGUAUGAGGACUGUCUGUCUGGGCUCGAGGGGGAGUCCCAUCAUUUCCUCCCUCCACUGCGACACCGAGGCGGCCGCGAGCGAAUCCACAUCCAGAAGAGCAGCGUCUGCUCCAGGGCUUACUUCGUGGUGGUCAUGGCCUUCUUCCACCUCUAUAUAAUAAACAUCAUAGCUUUGCUGCUUUAUGUGCACUAUAACACGGGGUCUGGGGAGCAGGAUGUACCCCUGGAGAAGAGUGCUAGUGCCCCUCGACCCAUGCCUACUGAGCACCACCAAACCCCAUCCUCAGCAAACCUGAGCCCCGAGCUCUCCUUCCAUCUGCCGCGCCUGGAGGGCAUCAGGGUUGGACAUGUGCAAAGAGUUUCUCUGGUUCCUGACCGGACCCAUAACAUGCGCACCCUCAGCUUGAAGCCACUGCUGUUUGAGAUCCCAGGAUUCCUGAGUGUGGAGGAGAGCAGCGUGGUGAUGCAGCUGGCCCAGCUGAAGGGCCUGACCCACAGCUCUCUCCUCAUGUCACCGGACAGCCAGGAGGAGCAGCUCACUCAAGACGAGCUCUUCAGCCUGCUCGACCUCAACCAAGAUGGCCUUCUGCAGAGAGAGGAGAUUUUGAGUCUGUCCCAUUCAACUGAUGGAUCUUGGCUGAGCUCAUACAAUUUACGGAAAAUCCACACCGGGCUUGAGACCAACCCUUCUGGAGUUUUGUCUCUGCAGGAGUUUAAGCGUGUCGGUUGUGGAGUGUUGCAGUACAGCGCCGCUGACCAAGGUUUGGACGGACAUGCCAAGGUCAGGCAGAGAAGCACACACACUCGACUUUACCUCGGAGAGGGCACACACCACCUGCUGAAGAGCAUCAGAAAUAGAGUGACCCGUUUAACGCGACUGCCGUCCUCAUUGGUCGAUCUCAGCGAGCCAAUGGAAGUCGUCCGUUAUGAGCAGGGUGGCUACAGCCACGCCCACCACGACAGCAGCCUCACCAAUCACGACAGCAGCUGCGCCCACACACACCUGGCAGCUAAUAACUCCGCCUCCAAGCAGGUCGCAUGCAGGUAUCUGACGGUCUUGCUGCUUCUGAACUCUGUGGAUGGAGGUGGAGAGACCAGCUUUCCUGUGGCUGACAACAGGACAUACGAGGAGGAGGUCUUAGGUGAUCUCUCUCAGCAGUACUGUGAUAAAGGUAAUCUGAAGGUCAAACCUGUAGCUGGAACCGCUCUGCUGUGGUAUAACCACCUCUCAGAUGGCAAUGGUUGGGUUGGAGAGCUGGAUGAAUUCUCUCUGCACGGUGACUGCUUAGUCACUCGGGGCUUCAAAUGGACAGGAAGUGUGUGGGUGAACAUCGACCCUGACCAGCAGCGGCAGGAGCGCUUCCAGCGCCUGGUCUCAUGGCAUCCAGACGGGCAAAGCAAAAAGCCCGAGCAUGGAGACCUUCACCAAGACCUCUGAACCAGACGAUCAGACAGCUGAUCUAGAAUCAGUUUCUGCUAAUGUGAAGCCUUGUUUAGGAAAGUAAAAGCUGGUGCAGUAAGAGAUACAUGAGCUUUUACCUUUAUAUAGCUGUCAGCCCCUGCUCCGGUGACAUAUCAUUUAAUAUUCAUGAGUUCAACAGGGAAAUUGCUUUCAAUAAUAGCUAAACGUUCACUUAUAUAUAGUUUGCUGGUGUUGCACAAAUUAUUUAUUCCCUAUUUAUGAAAGAGUUUUAUUCAAUGUGGCAUAUUUAUUGAAAUUAUUAUUUAUUUGUCAUAUUGCUAUUUAUUUAAUUAUUUAUUCAUAUUUCUCAAAUGUGUGGUGUGUACACACAUAUAUAUAUAUAUAUAUAUAUGUCACAUAAUGUGUGUCUUAUCUCAGGUUUGGUUACACACAGGUUGUCUUUUUCCAUUUUAAUGCG